Molecule: messenger RNA, 4083 nt
Organism: Pogonomyrmex barbatus (red harvester ant)
Lineage: Eukaryota; Metazoa; Arthropoda; Insecta; Hymenoptera; Formicidae
Gene: E(Pc)
Product: Enhancer of Polycomb
Biological process (GO): regulation of transcription by RNA polymerase II
Cellular component (GO): NuA4 histone acetyltransferase complex
Source: RefSeq, a predicted model, not a curated record
CAAACAUGUUUUCAAGUGAUAUAUCUCGUUUGGUGACUGAGUGACCGUGUUCCAGCGCGAUGGCCGGGGAACGAUGAGGCCCUGAGCGCUCUCUGUGCCGGGUAAUUCGGCCCCAGGGCCCCCAGCCAGGCCUCAAUAGCCAGGUCUACGGCGUUCCGCGAGCCCGAGGCCCCCCCAACCGACCCAACUGGCCUCUUACGGUGCGGCCAGCCAUCCUUGGUUGUCAACACGCGCGAGCCAGCCGCCCUCAGGAUGAGCAAGCUGUCGUUCAGGGCGCGUGCCCUGGACGCCUCCAAGCCCAUGCCGAUCUACAUGGCCGAGGAGCUGCCGGAUCUACCAGAUUAUUCGGCCAUUAACCGCGCGGUGCCCCAAAUGCCCAGCGGCAUGGAAAAGGAGGAGGAAUGUGAACAUCAUCUUCAACGAGCGAUAUGUACAGGUUUAAUCAUUCCUACUCCUGAAGUAACCGAUCUGGCAGAUGCGGAAGCUUAUGACAAGAUAUAUCCUGCUGAUUAUAAGCUGCCUCGCCAAUUGAUACACAUGCAACCCUUUGCUAUGGAACAAGACAUACCUGACUACGAUAUGGAUUCGGAAGAUGAAAAAUGGGUUGCGCUACAAAGUCGCAAAAUGGAAUUGACUCCUCUCCAAUUUGAAGAAAUGAUGGAUCGCUUAGAGAAGAGUUCGGGACAAACCGUAGUUACCCUCAACGAAGCUAAGGCACUUUUGAAAGAAGACGAUGAUUUAAUUAUCGCAGUGUUCGAUUAUUGGCUCAAUAAGCGUCUUAAAACUCAACAUCCAUUAUUAUUAACGGUUAAAACAGAGAAUCGAUUCGGCUCGGCUGCCAACAAUCCAUAUCUCGCGUUUAGGCGACGUACGGAGAAAAUGCAAACGCGUAAGAAUCGCAAAAAUGAUGAAACCAGUUAUGAGAAAAUGCUGAAGCUUCGUAGAGAUCUUAGUAGAGCAGUCACACUUCUGGAGAUGGUUAAACGACGAGAAAAGACGAAACGGGAACACUUGCAUCUUACAAUCGAGAUUUAUGAGAAACGAUAUCAAGCGCAAGACUUCAGUGGACAAAUAUUGGCAGAGGUAUCAGCAUUAAAGACACCAAGACCAGCAUUUGCUCCACUCUUCACUAAUCAGUUCGGUGUUCAUCAAAACUGGACUAACAAAGUUUGUAAAGAUGAAGUAGUACCCAGGAAAGAAAAGAGACAGUAUAAGAAACGGAAACAUAAAACGGACAGUAGAGGAGGAAGUUUAGAUGAUACUGGUAUCCGUAGUGGAACGGGUAGCGGUGGUGGCCGAGGAAAUCGCCCAGGAGUUCUUGGAAGUGGACUGGAUACGCUCAUCAGUUCGGACGACGACAGUUCGCUUCCAUCUCAUUCACACACUCAGCCCUCGUUACCCUCCGAUCGUGAUGACGAAGACACCGCAGAUGAGGGUCAAUUCGCCUUUCGUCGAAAUAGGAAUAGUUCUUACUUACCGCCUGUAUCAGGUGGUUUUGGAAAUUGGCCUUGGUGUGAUAAAAGUGAAGGUGGUGCGGCUGAUAAAAAAUACAGGUUUGCGUUGACAAGUAUUAGCAAACCAGUGCCAAGGUGUAUCGGUCUCGCACGACGGAGAAUUGGUCGUGGUGGCAGAGUAAUAUUAGAUCGCUGCGCAUCCGAUAUGGAUGAUAUAUGGUCUACUUUAGACUUCACAAUACAUGACUCCAAGCGCGAGACAACAGAUUCAAACGCAACCGCCACAGCAAUGACAACCAUCAAGAAAGAGUGGUUACAUUUUCGACCAAAGACUCCUCCAGUGUCGAUGCAUAGUCCAAGCGAGGAAAGUAGCGAUGAUAUGGACUCGGAUGUAGAGCCAAUAGUGUCUCGAUCUAAGCUUCCAUAUCCAUUUCCACCCGAGGCGACGUCCAUAUGCAUCGAGGUGGAACCGGAACGUGCGGGUGACGAAUCACCGUUUACAUCGGAGUUUAAUAUCGCGGAUUAUUUCGCGAUGGACGCCGUAUCAGACUUUGAGCUCGCGGUCGCGAGCCUCGGUAGUACGGGUAGUGCGUGCAUCAGUGGUCUCUCGGAUAGCGGCGUGAACGAAUCACGGACAGACGGCGAGCUGGGCAGUUCACAUUUUAUGGUGACGCCGCUCGCGAAUAAUCUGUUCGCGCCGCCCGUCACGACACAGACUCGGCUUACUCAUUGCAGUGGUGGUUUUAGUGGUGGAUCUAGUGUUGUACAUACUUGUAUGAGUUCUUUAUCGAUUCCUCCGUCGUCCUCCGUCGUCGCGUGUGCGACCAAUCAAGCUACUGUGACAUCGAAUACAGUGUCCACACAGUGCACUGUUGGUCUCAGUGCUGUGGUUGAUGUGCAGUCAAAUCAUCAACCCAAACAACAACACAGACAAUUGCCAAACAACAGUACUGCUGCCUCCAUUCUCUCGAAAUCCUUGACUAGUCCGAUAAAUAAUAGGAAUGGUGGCAGCUGCGGCAAUGGUGGUAGUAGCAGUGGUAGUGCAAACGUUAGAGUGUUUAGUGCAAAUACCACAUGUGGUGGUGGUAGUAGUAGUGGUGGUGGUAGUGGCAGUAAUGGCAGUAAUAUCACAAACUUUGGUAAUAGCCAUCAGAACGGCCCGCUGCCACACAUAAACAACUCUAACAAUCUAACAAAUAGCACUCACAUUGUCAACAACCAACAGUCCACUAUAGUUCUACCACAGAAGCAUCCGCCGUCCAAUCUGCUACCCGGCCUGAUAACGCAAAGUAAAUUGGCGAGCCUCGCGAGGCAGCAGCAACAACAGACACAAAAUCAGGCUCCACAGGUCCCAUCGUCUGGGGAAAUUACGCUUAAUAGUAAUAGUGAAAGUUUGGAUAUGGAAGUGGAUGGAGUGGAUGGUUCGCCGUGCGACAGCAAAUCGCAGCAACAACAGCUCGUACGAACGAAUAAAACAAAUCCACUGGCGAUGGAAGUGACAUGAUGCCUGCUAUUGGCACCCCUGUUGCCGCCAAUACGUCACUGGGGGCUUCGCUAAUUCUCUUACCUUGCCUACGAUAUUUGCUUCGGGCGGGAGAUCGGACGCGUACUGAUGAUAGAUUGCGCUACGUUGACAAUGAAAGAGCGAUACGGCUAGGUACAAUUGCAAAAUUGCUCCUCUGAUUGGUUGUUUUAUCGUGGCGAUGCUAAUCAGCAAUAGCAUGGAUUCUAAUGCAAGUACCAAGUUUCUUUUUCUUCUUAUCGUUGGGGAGAUAUUUGCUCCAUAUUUUCUAAAUUAUCUUUUUCCUUGCUCAUUGAACGAUUAAUAGUCAUUUAUCAUUAAAUACAAUGAUAUAUAAUUAUGUAAAAAAUAUUGUCCUUAUUUCCUGUAGAUACAAGAUUCCAAAAUUAUCCAAUUACUCGAGAUUAAAUUUGUUGUUAAUGAUAUUGCUCGUUCUCCGUCUUUUCUGAGGAUAAAAAAUGAUGUGUGAUCUACAUAAAUUGGGUUCUGGGGCUCGCGAAAGAUACAAAUUUAACUAAUAAAUUAACUAUAAAGAAAAAAUGAAAUUAUAUGUGUAAUAAAUUAUUCUUCUAAAAAUAGCAUAUAAUACUUCUUCAUUAUUUUGAAUGACAACAAUCCUACUCGUUCAGUGCAAGGAAAAUUGUAAUCGGAAACUCGAGAUGUAAACCAUUAAGUUUAUCUUGACAUUAAAAUCCUCACUUAUCAGUUCAGUACUGUUCAGUUACACGCGACACGAUUUGAUGCACAGUAAUGCAGCAAGCUUUCUCAGACACAGCAUUGAUUACUGAAUUAUUGAAAUUCUGGAAAAAAAGUUCUUUAAUUUCGCUCAUAACAUUCAUCUUUCGAGUAGACAUCCAAGAAUAUAGAGGUAUUGUAGACAUAUUCGAUCGAUUAUCAUAGCUUAUUCAGUUAUUAUAAAAACAAAUGAUCAUGUUUUUGAAAAGAAAUAAUUUCGGAUAACUUCCUAAAGAUUCUUUCACAACCGUGCAUGGGAAAUAGAUACAAAACAUUACAUUAGCAAUGACAGGGAUUGUACAGUAAUCUGCUUGUAAGUACAAUAGUAUGCUCGAAUUACAUCUCGUCGCUUUCCAGAUAAGUAAGACUACA